Molecule: messenger RNA, 1446 nt
Organism: Canariomyces notabilis
Lineage: Eukaryota; Fungi; Ascomycota; Sordariomycetes; Sordariales; Chaetomiaceae
Product: histidine acid phosphatase family protein
Exons: 2
Coding region: 1-1446 (481 amino acids)
Biological process (GO): dephosphorylation
Molecular function (GO): phosphatase activity
Source: RefSeq, a predicted model, not a curated record
AUGCUGCUAGCGUUUGCUGGCGUUGGGCUCUCCCAAAGUUCGGGGACCAGCAGCAGCACAAUCGACUUGUCAUGGCAUCCUCCAAAGCAAACCCAAAUCAACAACAUCACAGCUGUGAUGGCUGGCAAGGGUGUAUAUGGGUUUAUUUACAACUCAUCCGACACCCCAAACGACAGAUACGGGACGUAUAACUGGUGCAACAUGCCGCAUGUGAGGAAGAAGGAGUACGUCAAGGCGCCUUCGGAGUACGACCUUGUAUAUGUUGAGUUGAUCCACCGCCACCACAAGCGCACACCAUACUCAUCAAACGCCUUCCCCGUGGAACCGUAUCAAUGGAACUGUGACGACCAGGGCCUGUACUACUACGGCGAACCCUUCCGAGGACACAACAAAGCCACACCGGCCUACUGGCAGGGUUAUACCUCCCCUACCAAUCCGUUCGUCCCCUCAGGCUGGAUCGGCACUUGCCAGUUUCCCCAGAUCACGUCAGGGGGUCUCUCCGACUCCUGGCAGCACGGCGCCGACCUGUACGAAGUCUACCACGACCUCCUCCGUUUCCUCCCGGCCCGUCACGACUCGAAAUGGCGCCGUAAAGUCGCCUUCCGCGUCACGCACAACGCCAUCACCUCCCAGGUGGCGGGCAUGCUGAUCCACGGCAUGUUCCGCACCACCGACGCCGUCCCGCUUCUCGUUCAGGCCGAGACGGUCGACUCUCUGGAGCCCAAAUACUCGUGCCCCGCCGCCAGGACGCUCUUUAACGGCCUCACCUCCCCCGCUGGCAACACCGCCUGGCGGGACCACCUCGACAGGGCCAAACAGCUGUACGCCGACCUGGAUGCCCUAUCAGGCGUGCCGCCGAGCGAUUCGGGCUUUCACGCUUCCUUUGACCACUACUACGACAACCUCUCGGCGCGGCAGUGCCAUCAGCUGCCGCUGCCCUGCAAAGUCGGCGGCGGAGAGGGGGAGUGUGUCACGCAGGACAUGGCCGAGGCCGUCUACCGGCUGGGCCACUGGGAGUACUCGCACAUGUACCGGUCCGAGCAGGCGUCGCUGGACGCGUCGGUCGCGUCGUUUGGUGUGUGGGUCGCCGAGCUGGCGGCGCAUCUUCGCGGUGCCAUCGGAGACGGUGAUGGUAAUGCGGGGAAGAUCUACUGGCAUAAUAUUGCUCAUGACGGGUCGGUUAGCAGGUUGCUUUCUGUGUUGCAGAUUGAGGAGAUGGUCUGGCCUGGCAUGGGUAGUGAGGUUGUCUUUGAGCUGUUUAGGAAGAAGAAGGGGAAGGAUGCGGGGCGGUAUUUCGUGAGGGUCUUGUUUGGCGGGCGGGUGCUGAGGUCGAGCAGCCCGACUUUGGGCGUCAUGGAUAUGGUGCCUGUUGAGGCUGUGUUGGGGUAUUUUGAUGGGUUGGUAGGGAAGGGGGCGGCGGCGGUGAAGGGGAAGUGCGGGAGUUGA